Aspergillus pseudonomiae is the source of this 746-nucleotide messenger RNA. RefSeq names its product RNA methylation protein TRM112. NCBI's taxonomy places the organism in Eukaryota, Fungi, Ascomycota, Eurotiomycetes, Eurotiales, Aspergillaceae. The record is from RefSeq and is a predicted model, not a curated record. The transcript is spliced from 3 exons. Bases 90 to 470 code for a protein of 126 amino acids. Gene Ontology annotation, biological process: rRNA (guanine-N7)-methylation; tRNA methylation; peptidyl-glutamine methylation. Gene Ontology annotation, molecular function: protein heterodimerization activity.
UUUGCCCCCAGCAAUAUUCUCUACUGUCUCUGCUCUUACAUGCUCCAUUCGCAACCGAACAUCGCACCACCAUACCUAUAAGAGCCUUAAUGAAGUUGAUUACUGCCAAUUUUUUGACCUGUGCCGUCAAAGGGUGCAAGGCAUCACCGGCGUCAUUCCCACUUCAUUUUAGGGAUGCGGAGCUUGAACUGCAGGAGCUUGAUUUUCAACCCGAGUUUAUCCGUAACAUUGUCCCUCGAAUUGAUUGGCAUGCAUUACAGACAAUGGCAAAUGAGCUUGGGUUCCCCAAAAUCCUGGAUAAGAAGCCGGAGGGCGAUGAGCUCAUGGAUGAACAAAUAUUAAGGGAACUUCAUCGAUUAUUAUUGGAAACGCAAAUUAUUGAGGGCAAAUUGACUUGUGGGAAUUGCGGCCAUGAAUACUUAAUCAAAGAGGGGAUUGCGAAUUUUCUUCUACCAAGUCAUUUAGUUUAAAUCUUCUACAUAUGUUGUUCCAUUAGGCGCGGCGAGCUGAGUGUCAGGCCGCAAUAGCUUGGGAGGGCUUCAUGGUUGUUCCAUGUCCUUGCCUCAUUAGUAUAUCAGGUUUUAUACCGCAAAGCGUUCCGUGUUACAUGUUACAAUUCCCGCCAGCGUCUUUUCUGCCUGCCCGAAUCGCAUAUAUCAUCAAAAAAGCCUAUGUGAUGAAAAGCCGAGUGAUGAAAGCUAUAUGGUACAUGGUUGUUGCAGUUGAUUCGGAAAUAAUAUGAAAUA